This is a messenger RNA of Caenorhabditis auriculariae, 925 nucleotides long. NCBI's taxonomy places the organism in Eukaryota, Metazoa, Nematoda, Chromadorea, Rhabditida, Rhabditidae. The record is from the annotation of a GenBank genome assembly.
AUGUUCAAGAAUUUCCAAAGAAGCUUCAGCGAUGUUAUCUCUUUGGAUUUGACAGACCUGCUAGAUUGCGAUCUCAUCGGGGAACUGAUUGGGCCUCAAGGUGCGAAUAUCACUUCGAUUGAGAAAAAACACAAUGCAAGUUGGUUUUUUUUCAGAAAAAUUUUGAUUCGUGGGUGAAAUUCUCUUUUUUUUCUUGAAACAUCGAGGGUUAUUAUUUUCCUAGAGUGAAGCGUUUUCUGAAAAUUUUUUCUAAUUCAAAUAGUCAUUACGAUAUCUUUUAGGUGAUUGUGGAGCUGAAGAAUGAGGAAAUGAAGUUGACUAUUUCUGUGACCGGCUUAUACUGGGAUGUAAAAUCGGCCUACGUUGAAGUUUUUCAACUGCUCAACGAAAUUCGAAACAAUGCCACCUCUCACUGUGUCCGAAUUCCAUCGAGGAUGAUUGGGUUUUUGAUUGGUGAGUGGGAUAAUUCUCCUUGAUUUUGUCAAAUUUAUGGAUGCUUUCCUAUUCAAAAUAAACUAAAAUGAUAUUUUUCAUAAAAAUUUGAGACGCAUUUUUUUUAAAGCUGAGUCUUGCAUAUUAUAAUAAUUAUUGAAUAUUGAGGUGAAAUCAGAUAGAUUUUUUUAAGGCCGUCACGGCUCGAAAAUCAACCAUAUCCGGGGCGAAACUGGCGUUUCAAUCGAAAUAAACAGGCCUUUGGAUAAAAACUCGAAUCAAUCUUCUUUCGCCACCUUAGUGAUCAUUGGUAGUAUUUUUGUUUUCUUUUCGAAAAUUUUCGUAAUUUUUAGGGAACAAUCGGUCCAUUCUCGCCGCCCUGCACCUCAUUAAGGACAGACUGGAUUCUUUUGAAGUUCCACCAGAGUAUGAAAUUCGGAGUCAUUUGGUCGAAAAUUUAAAGCAAGCCACAGGCGACGACGAAGAUUUUUAG